Lepisosteus oculatus (spotted gar) is the source of this 2921-nucleotide messenger RNA. RefSeq names its product solute carrier family 52 member 3-2a (gene slc52a3-2a). Gene Ontology annotation, biological process: riboflavin transport. Lineage: Eukaryota; Metazoa; Chordata; Actinopteri; Semionotiformes; Lepisosteidae. The record is from RefSeq and is a predicted model, not a curated record. Gene Ontology annotation, molecular function: riboflavin transmembrane transporter activity. Gene Ontology annotation, cellular component: plasma membrane.
AACAACUAAUAGAAGUUGUCCUAUAAGUAAGUUUUGGUAACCUUAAUAUCUAGCAUUUCAGGCAGCAUCUAGUUCUGGUGAAAAAAAAAAAUCCCAUCUUGUAAUGUUCUGUAUUUCAAAAGUCUGAUGACAGAAUUAAAGAUGAUGUGGAAAUACAGGGAAGGUUCUCAAAACUUUACUAUUGCAACUGGCGUUCUCUGAUACUAAGAGAUAAUGACGUUCAUACUGCAGUUCACUCAGGUAUGAGGAAGGUUUUUCAUGCCAGUCUCUCCUCCCUCUUUGUUAGCUCAGAUGAAAAUUUGACGGUCAUCGUCAGGGCUGCUGGGAAGGGUUAAGUUGCCCAGCAUGAGAUGAGAGCACGUGGCUCAGUGUUGCCGGUUACAGAAUGUUGCCAGACUAGAGGCUUAAAGCACAGGCACAGGAAAUGAGUAGGGUUCUUCUCUUUCAGUCAGGUGCAUGUAACGCAAAGUCAGUGGGGUGGCUAACUGCAUUUGGCUGUUCGAUUCUACUCGAGGAGAAUGAUGCAACGAUGAAAAGGCUCUAAUUAUAGUGCAGGAAGGCUCGGAGACAAUCAAGCGCUUCCUGGUACUGUACAUCAUAGCGUGUGUAAGCUUCCAUGAAUCCGGGGGUCUCAGUUUUUAUGUGCAUACUGAAUUGGAUACGAUACCGGGGAACCGUCUCUGGGGAUUAAACUUGGAAAGGAAUUUCAUAUGUCGUGUAAAUGCACGAAUUACUUAAACGUUACACCACAGCAGUCUUUAAAACAUUUAAGACAGUCCAUACAUCCUGAAGUGUCCUCAAGGCAUCCCAGAGGGACUGCUGAGACCGCCGCUCCGCCAUGUCUCUCCUGACUCAUGCUCUGGCCUGCCUGUUUGGAAUGGGCUCCUGGGUGGCCAUUAACGGCAUGUGGGUGGAGCUCCCUCUCAUUGUCCCCGAGAUUCCAGAAGGAUGGUACCUGCCCUCCUAUCUCACUGUCCUAAUUCAGCUGGCCAACAUGGGACCCUUGUUUGUCACCCUGAUGCACCGUUUCUAUCCUGGAAAAUUAAGUGAAGUGGCGGUCAUUUACACAAUCAUCAGCUUGGGCAUCCUGGCUACGUUGCUACUGGCCUUCUUCUGGAAGGAGACUUUAGUCAUAGGUGGAGACUCCCGCAGUGUUCCUCUCUUAGUUCUCACCUUCUUCCUCUCUCUUGUGGACUGCACUUCCUCUGUGACUUUCCUGCCCUUCAUGAUGCGUCUGAAGCCCCAGUACCUCACCACUUACUUCAUUGGUGAGGGUCUCAGCGGGCUGGUCCCAGGGUUGGUGGCCUUGAUCCAAGGCGUCGGUGUUGUCCAGUGCGUUAACCAGACACAUGCCAUCAACGAGACCUGGAAUAGUACCACAGACACCUUUGAACUUCAAGCCUGGUACCAACCAGCUAAUUUUUCACCCCAAAUCUUUUUCAUUUUCCUCAGUUUCAUGAUGGGGGUCUGUUUGGUGGCCUUUCUUCUCUUAAACUAUCACCCGGCUGUCAGCCGGGAAUGUAAACACAACCGAUACCUUGAUGGAGUUGCUAAUGGUGAAAACAGGGAACUGGCUCACAGACGGAAUAACCAGCCUGAACAGAAACCCAUGAUCAGUCCCUUGGAAAGUCCCCAGUCAGAGCUGAAGAGUUCUUUUGGAUCUGGGAAGUAUAGCUGGAUGCAAGUCCUGUUUGUCUUUGUGGUCCUUGCUUGGGUCAAUGCACUGACCAACGCUGUCCUACCUGCAGUCCAGUCUUACUCUUGCCUGCCCUACGGCAAUAGUGCCUACCACCUGGCUGCUACUCUUGCAGCUGUAGCCAACCCAGCGGCUUGUUUCAUUGCCAUGAUUCUGCCCCUCAGGUCCUUAUUGCUGAUGGCGGGGCUAACCACAUUCGGCACUGGGGUUGGAUGUUAUAUCAUGGCCACGGCAGUAUUGAGUCCUUGCCCGAUACUUGUUCACCAGAGCACAGGAACUUUCCUCAUAGUCAUUGCCUGGGUGCUUCUUGUCCUCACUCUGUCCUAUGUGAAGGUGAUGAUAGGGGUGAUCCUACGUGAUGAAGGCCACAGUGCCCUUGUGUGGUGUGGGGCUGUGGUGCAGCUGGGCUCCAUGCUUGGUGCUCUGACCAUGUUUCCUCUCGUCAGUGUGUAUAAUUUCUUUCGGUCAGGAGACCCCUGUAACACAAAGUGCCCAAUAUAAUGGACGAUGGAUAUCCAAGAGUAUUUUUUGCACCAUUUGAGAAUCACAGUGAAAAUAUAAACCUUACUUUUUUGCAACUGUUUUCUACAGAAGAGCCUCUGAUGUCUGCUCUAUAAAAGAUCUUAUAGUUUUAUCUAGCAAUUGAAUAAUGUUCAAAGUAUAGUAAGCACGAUUACAAUAAUUAGGUCAUUAAUAAUCAAUGGAAUACCUGAUAAAUGUAUAGAAAAUGUCAACUUUAAGAUUUACCUUUUGCCAUAUUCAAUUUUAUGUCAACUUUGUCUGACAUUUAAUAGAAUAAUAACAUGAAUAAAACAAAUAAGAUGUUCAUUUACUUCCUACAAGUAGUUGUGUUCAUGAACUCUCGCCAUUUGUUAAAGUCCCCUCAAUAUAAAAUGUAUUUAAUAUAAUGCCAUAUUUUGGCAAACAUUUUACAAGAAAGCACUUUGGCAGCAUUCAGAAAAGUACAAAACUCAUGAAUCUUUAACCGUAUGUGCACUUAUCCCUUCAUGCCCAUAAAUAGAUGCUUCACAGUAUCUUAUAAUCUUAAAAGGAAUAGGGCCUUCAGCAUCUACAAUGUUGUAUUUAAACAUUAAGCAGCGUUUUUGGUACUGUUUGAUGACUAAGAUUGAUUUUUUAAUUAGUAUGAUUCUGACAAAUCUAUCAAAUAAUUUGUCAAAUAUUGUUGUAAUGUAAUAUUUUACAUUAAAAUGCAAAUUAUUCAAAA